Messenger RNA from Paramecium octaurelia, 1398 nucleotides. The record is from the annotation of a GenBank genome assembly. Lineage: Eukaryota; Ciliophora; Oligohymenophorea; Peniculida; Parameciidae.
AUGAAUCAAAAUAACCUAUAUCUCAUUAAAGGGUUAAACUUUUCUAAGGAGAGAAAGACUUAAAUUUACAUCAUUUUAGAGCCCUAAGGAUUAAAACUAUUGGUAUUUACUAACUUAAAUUUUUAGGACCCAUUAAAUUUAGAUCUUAAGCUGUUUAUCUAUUGGAGUGAUGAGAGUGCAAUUAUGGAUUGGAAUGAUUAUCUAGAAGGAACUUGCUAGAAUGAAUUUUAUUUUAAGCUCUCCUACUAAAGUUAAGAAUACCAUAUAGAAGGUUCCAGGAAUUAACUAGAAGAGCUGUAUAACUUUUGUUCUGGUAAGUUCAUUUUUAACAAAAGUAAUAUAUUUAAAUUGAAUUCAGUCCUUGAAACCAAUUCAUUGUAUGAAGUAUAUAUAAUAUUUAGUAUAGAUGAACUUAGUAACAAAUAAGAAAAAUAGUAAACAGUACAUUGAAAAAAGAAUUUUUUCUAAUUUCAAUUCUCAAAACAUGGAUAUGUCGAAUACAUUUAAAACUUAACUAUGGUAAGCUAGAGUACCUGAGGAAGUCAGGAUAAUUCAACUUUUGAAUUCUUAGAGCUGUCCUUACAUUAUCAAAAUGGUCUCAAUACAAUAUGAUGGUGAUUACUAUUCUUUAAUCUACGAAAAAUAAAAUUUAAUAUCUUUAAAGUAGAUUUUAAGAAGGUAAAAAAUGGGAUUACCUCUUUCUUUUGUAAUUGAGAUUGUAGAAUAAUUGUUAAUUGGUAUCUUAACAAGUUAUUGUUAGUAUUAAACAUUUUCCAGGAGCUUCAUAUAAUACAAAAUGGUAUUAAUUUGGAUAUGAUUAAUUAUUCUCUCAACUCUAAUUAAAUUGUUGUGAGCAAUUUUUAAUUAUCAACCUUUGAAUGUAAUAGAGAAAAGCCUAUGUAAAAAUUAAUAUCAUAUUUUUAGAAAGGGUAGCUCUAUAGGUUUUAUACCUCCUGAAUAUAUAAAGCAUGAUUACCUGAUCUCGCCGUUGGCCAAUAUAUUUCAAUUAGGCGUAUGCUUGCAUCAUAUGUAUCAAUGAAUAUUUAUCUCUAAAGGUUAUUUAACUAAAAUCCCUUUGGAAAUGACUUAUAAACUAUACUUAAAAAUAACGUGGAGGGGAAAUAUCACAUUCCAAAUCUUAAUUUUGAUAAGGAUAUCAUUGAAAUGCUUAAAUCGAUGAUGCAUGCAAAUCCUCAGGAGAGGGAAACACCAAAGGAAUAUUUGAAUUCCAAGAUUUUUAAACCUUAACAUAGAUAGAAAAUUUCUAAAAACUCAUUAUUGUUGUUUCUUCAAGAUAAUGCUUCUUAGAAAGUUGACGAAUAUGAAGUGGAAAAUGAAGCUAUCGCCAUUCAAAACAUUACAUUCCUGUGUAUUAAUAAAAAAAAAAUUGAAAUUUGA